Messenger RNA from Galdieria sulphuraria, 753 nucleotides. RefSeq lists its product as uncharacterized. NCBI's taxonomy places the organism in Eukaryota, Rhodophyta, Bangiophyceae, Galdieriales, Galdieriaceae. The record is from RefSeq and is a predicted model, not a curated record. The transcript has a single exon. The coding region runs from base 50 to 658 and encodes 202 amino acids.
AUAAUGCGUGGCCGUUUUUUAUUAAUCGAAUUUUCGAGUCGCCGGCCGAAUGAGUAUCAAGAAAUGGUUCACUGGUAAAGCAACCACAACCCAAAGCAACAUGAAUAAGCAAGAGAAGGUGAAGCAACUGAGUAUUGUUCCAACAAAACACAAUUCGUGUUGUUCGUCAACAACAAAAAUCGAACGAGAGAGUUCUUCCGCGUCUCUACCCUACGAACCGACCUGUUUGCACGUCUCCUGUGUCGAUGGAAACGAUUCACAGUCGUCUGAACAAAUAGUUAAGGAAAAAUCCGUUCGGAAGUUUGGUUUGUUUGGUUUGUGGUGGAAAAGUAGUCGAAGUUCUAGUCUAGUAAAAACUACGGAAGGAACAACUCAACAACAGAGCGAACAGCAAGUUGAAAACAACCAGUUGUUGAAAGAUCCUAAUGUUUUAGCGUUUCUUGAAAGUGUUGAUCGCCGUCUUAAUGACAGUCGUCUUCCUUUGGAUAAGAGCGAUAUGGUUCGGUUGGAAACUUUUCAAGCACAAGCAAUGGCAGAUGGUUGCAACGAACUUUUGGAUAUUAUUGAAUACUUCGAAUGGGAGAAUGAUCGGUGCUUACUUAUUUUGAGGAGUGCAGGUCCUUCCAAACCGUUCUCAGCGGUUGCUUGUUCGUCUUAAGGGGAAUGAUAUGUGGAAAAAUUUUGGGAAGCUUCAACACGAGUUUUGUAUUCUUUCUUUUUAUGAAAAUUUGUAAUAAAUAGUGAACGUUGUAU